Molecule: messenger RNA, 594 nt
Organism: Colletotrichum godetiae
Lineage: Eukaryota; Fungi; Ascomycota; Sordariomycetes; Glomerellales; Glomerellaceae
Product: EC51a protein
Exons: 3
Coding region: 1-594 (197 amino acids)
Source: RefSeq, a predicted model, not a curated record
AUGAGGCUUCUACAACUCCUCACUUAUUGCGCCGUCGCUUCCGGCCUUGCUCUCCCCAAGCUCGACACAGCGCUCGCAGUACGCGCCCCAGGCGACGUGGCUACUACGGGAAGCAAUGCAUUCGACGCCGACGGCAUCCUUUCCCGUGAUUCUAGUGCGGCAUGGAUAGAGGCUGAGAAAGUUGUCGGCACCCUGAAGCACAACACGUACUAUUAUUUCAUGUCUUGCAACAAGGCCUACCCAGGCCAAAAGGGCAUGACUCCUUCACAGCAGUACACCAUUGAUCAGACGGGCUGCCUUCAUACCGGUCUAAUUAUUGGAAAGACUGCCAUAUUUCAGAAGAAGUUCAAGGCUAGCUAUCUUCAUGUCAGGCGUCUGGUAGACAAUCCCAACACAUGGACUCAGACCAGACAUGACUGGGACGAAGUAAAGAGAAUGCAGCGUAUCGACUAUGGUGGAACUACGACGUCGUCCAAGGGCGAUCUUGAGAGGGUCGUGAGAAACGGCGAGGAAUGGAUUACAUUAUCUGGUGGCCAGUAUUCUGCGGACUGGAACUGCUUAGCUUACUACCGCUUCAUGGCCUCGAAGCUUUAG